This is a messenger RNA of Fusarium redolens, 984 nucleotides long. RefSeq lists its product as uncharacterized. NCBI's taxonomy places the organism in Eukaryota, Fungi, Ascomycota, Sordariomycetes, Hypocreales, Nectriaceae. The record is from RefSeq and is a predicted model, not a curated record. The coding region runs from base 1 to 984 and encodes 327 amino acids. The transcript has a single exon.
AUGGCCGAUUCUUCCCCUGAGACUCCUGCUGAGACUCCCACCAACGACCAGCAGGGUGACCAGCAGGGUCUUCGCCGCUCAAGUCGCUCAAACCGUGGUCAACUCAACCAGAAUCGCUCCCUCCUACAACACUAUGUCGUAGGAGAAGCGGCAGGUCGCCCGAUUCCCGGGCCCGGAUGUCGCCGCACUAUCGCAAAGCCUGAAGCUGAUGAUGAUGAGGAUAAGUCGGUACCGCUGGCACAGUCAGCGCACACAGCUUCCAACAAUGCACGUCGGCCUAGAAAGCAAAGCCAGAGUAACAAUCUUGCCAACUUUGGGAGUCAUGAGGAGGCACCGGCCCUUGCUACAGGGGCGGUAGCCUUGGGAACCCCUAGGCGAAGCAGUAUCCCAGCUUCUCAUCCUCGUUCACCCCCCCUUCAACAGAUUGGUGAUCGCCGCCGAAGUGCCUCUCCGCCCCAGUUUGCUUCUCCAAACAUGAGAGAUCGUCAAGACCUGGCUCCCCAGCAGCAGAUAAUGUCCGCUUUCCCUCGGGAGCAAGCCUUUCAGUAUGGGCCUCAACUAUCUCAGUAUGUUCUUCAGCAUGCUCCUCAGUCUCAGAACAUGGCACAGCAGCAGAUCCCAUCUCUUCCAGUGUCUGUGCAGUCCGCUCAGAUGGCUCCGCCUCAACACGUUGAGCAGCAAACUCAUGAAUCUGCCUCCAAUGCCCCUGGAGUCUAUGUGAACCCAGCGGAUUUGAUGUUAGAUACACAGCCUUUGGUGGAUCCACAGAUGAACAAUAUUCAGGGAUCUGAAAUUCCUCAGUUUGCACAACUAGUUGAGUUGUAUAAUAGCAUUCACGAGGAACGUCGCGCACAGGAAGAACGAGACCGUCUGGCUGCGCAGGAGAAAAAAGAUAAAGCGAAAGCGGCGGACGCGGAGGAGAUGGACCAGGAGGAGAUGGACGCAUUAUGGGCUCAGUUUAUAAACUCUGAUGCUUUCAAAUGA